Messenger RNA from Lingula anatina, 311 nucleotides. RefSeq lists its product as uncharacterized. Lineage: Eukaryota; Metazoa; Brachiopoda; Lingulata; Lingulida; Lingulidae. The record is from RefSeq and is a predicted model, not a curated record.
GUAUGGUCAGAACUAAAUGCUAUGCAGAUAGCUACAAUUUCGUGUGUGACAAUGGCAAGUGCCUGGAUAACCGGUAUAUCUGUGACGGUGCUGACCAGUGCGGAGACGGCUCGGAUGAACGCAUGUGUGGCAGCUGUCCCGUGGGGUACUUCCGCUGUUACAAAGAUGACGCGUGUCUACCCCGGCGCCUGUACUGUGAUGCCAUUGUGGACUGUGGAGAUCCUAGAACAGAGAUUCCGGAGGACGAAAUGAACUGUGGUAUGCAGUUUGUCGCUUAUUUUAUACUCCAAGACAGAUUAUUAAAUUCUUAA